Messenger RNA from Salvelinus namaycush (lake trout), 1143 nucleotides. It is a transcript of the gene tmtops2b, whose product is annotated as teleost multiple tissue opsin 2b. Lineage: Eukaryota; Metazoa; Chordata; Actinopteri; Salmoniformes; Salmonidae. Gene Ontology annotation, molecular function: G protein-coupled receptor activity. Gene Ontology annotation, biological process: G protein-coupled receptor signaling pathway; visual perception. The record is from RefSeq and is a predicted model, not a curated record. Gene Ontology annotation, cellular component: membrane; photoreceptor outer segment. The transcript has 4 exons. Bases 1 to 1143 code for a protein of 380 amino acids.
AUGUUUUCUGAUCUGGCUGGCCUCAACUACACCUACAACGUGAGCGACGACCCGUUCAGUUUCCUGGACCGGGAAUGGCGCGACACACCGAAAGAGACUCUGUCCAGGACUGGCUUCAUCGUGCUCUCUGUGUUCCUGGGCUUGAUAAUGAUCUUCGGCUUCCUCAACAACUUCGUCGUACUGCUUCUCUUCUGCAAGUUUAAAACUCUGCGUACUCCGGUCAACAUGCUCCUGCUCAACAUCAGCGUGAGCGACAUGCUGGUGUGCAUGUUCGGCACCACGCUCAGCUUCACCUCCAGUAUCAAGGGAAAGUGGCUCCUGGGCCGCCACGGCUGCUUGUGGUAUGGCUUCAUCAACUCCUGCUUCGGUAUCGUGUCGUUGAUCUCCCUGGUGGUCCUGUCCUACGACCGCUACAGUACCCUGACCGUGUACAACAAGCGUGGUCCCGACUACCGCAAGCCCCUGCUGGCCGUGGGGGGCUCCUGGCUGUACUCCCUGAUCUGGACGGUGCCCCCUCUGCUAGGCUGGAGUAGCUACGACCUGGAGGGGGCCGGCACCAGCUGCUCCGUGUCCUGGACCCUGAGGACAGCUCAGUCCCACGCCUACAUCAUCUGUCUGUUCGUCUUCUGCCUGGGCCUGCCCAUCGUCAUCAUGGUCUACUGCUACUGUCGGCUGCUGUGGGCCGUCAAACAGGUGGGUAAGAUCCGUAAGACUGCGGCGCGGCGGAGAGAGCACCACAUCCUGUUUAUGGUGCUGACCACAGUGGUGUGUUAUAUACUGUGCUGGAUGCCCUAUGGCGUGGUAGCCAUGAUGGCCACAUUCGGCCGGCCCGGCAUCAUCACCCCCGUGGCCGCCGUGGUGCCCUCCCUCCUGGCCAAGAGCAGCACCGUCAUCAACCCCAUCAUCUACAUCCUCAUGAACAAACAGUUCUACAGGUGUUUCCUGAUCCUGUUCCGGUGUGAACGGCGCUCCACGGAGAACGGCCUCUCCUCCAUGCCCUCCAAGACCACCGCCAUCCAGCUCAACCGGCGUGUCUACAGCAACACGGUGGCGUGCACCGCCCGGAUCUCCACUGGUAUCCACAACCAUGGCUGCAGCACCCCGGCCACUGAGCGCAACAACCCUCCCGAGGUCACUUCCUGA